AUGAACGGCGUAAUCGAGGCGCUGCACAUCUACGAUGAGCACCACCGCGCGAUCCUCUCCCAUACCUUCACCUCUCGCCCGCCCUCCGCCGCCCGCCUUCUCCCGUUGUACCUCGAGCAUCCCGCGCCGAGACCGAACCUCAUCUAUCUACCGAAUACCAACCCACCGACACUCGUAUUUAGCAUUAUCCAUGCCGAUCUGCUUUAUCUAGCCACCUCCUCUUCCGAGAUAGAACCGCUUCUUGUUCUCGAGUUCCUCCAUCGUGUUGUUGACGCCCUCGAGGAGUUCCUUGGCGCCCCCGUCCUAGCCCACAAGAUCGAAGCGAACUACGAUGUUGUUGCUCAGCUGCUUACGGAAAUGUGCGACGCUGGCACGGUUAGUACGACGGAACCGAAUGCUCUGCGGGACGUAGUCGAGGUUGAGGGCUUCCUGGGGAAGCUCCUGGGCAGUAUUAAUCUGCCGGGAAAGCCGCUCGGAGGCUCCAAUGCACCGCCCCUUAUUGCUCAAAAUACCCCGGCCUUGCCUUGGAGGCGGGCAAAUGUGCGACACACGUCCAACGAACUCUAUGCCGACAUCGUAGAGACUCUGUCGGUUACACUGGCACCAUCCGGCAGGCCGAUAUCCGCAUUUGCAAACGGCACCAUUGCCUUCACAUCCAAGGUGUCUGGGGUCCCCGACAUAUUGCUAACUCUCACCAGCCCCUCAGGAAAACACAAUUUAAAAAGCGUCAUGGAGUUACCUGUCUUCCAUCCCUGCGUGCGCCUGAAUAAGUGGAAGGAGAACCCAGGAGAACUCAGCUUCAUACCUCCGGAUGGCCGCUUCAUCCUUGCGGGCUAUGAGGUCGACCUACUCCCCUUUACAAAUGGGAAGAGUGGAACACUGGGCUCGAACAGCCUGAGGCUUCCCGUGAAUAUUGACGUCAAAACGGGUCUAGGGGCGACCGGCUCCGACUUCGAAGUCCGGCUCAGUAUUAAUAAGAACUUUGGGCCCGCCACCUCUUCGCAAUCCGGGUCUUCGUCGAGAGGCGGAGGCCUAGGCGGGAGAAGCUUCGGUGGGAAUUCGGGGACCCCCUCGGCGCCAGCACUACAAGACCUCGUCGUUUCGGUCCCGCUGCCUCCUGAAGUUAGGAACCUCUCGGAUGUGCGGCCGAGUAAGGGAGAUGCCAGCUUCAACCCGGGGACUAGGAUGCUAGAGUGGUAUAUACCGAGUAAGGAGCUCUCGGCCGGGACAUCGCAUUUCGGCCUCCGCUGCACAGUUCAAGGCCCCUUGGCAGAGAGUCAGGAAGAGGCGGAUUUGACCGGCUUCGGCUUCGGCAAAGAUUACACCUACGACGAGCCGUAUCAGACCAGUGCGGACGAGAAGCCGGAAAAGAGCGAAGCAGCGACGCAAGGCGAGCGGGACGCAACGAAGGCGGCGCAAAAUAACAUUCUCAUGCCGAGCUCCGCGUCCGUUAGCUUCUCAGUCAAGGGAUGGCUGCCAAGCGGGAUCAAAGUCGAGAGCAUUUUGAUCGACCCGAGGAAGAGUCGCGGCCUCGGCGAAGGGCUGAAGCCGUAUAAGGGGGUCAAAUACCUCACCGUUAGCAAAGGGGGCAAAGUCGGCAUGUUAACACCAUGGCUCGAAGCCUUUCCGCGCACGGCGACGGCCGUUAUCGACGAGAUCGACAGCUACAUGGGCUAUAAGCUCUCCGAUGUAAUACAAGACGGCCCGAGCCGGCUCUUGACGGCGACUCCGAAUGCCCAGCCGGCAAUUAUGGCUACCUCGAUCCUCAUCCUACGCAUCCUCGAGCGCGAUUUCGGCUUCGACUUGUCCACGCGGGUAGACGUAUCGCUUGGCCAUUCGUUAGGCGAAUUCGCGGCCCUGGUAGCGGCGGGAGUGCUAGAGUUCGAGGACGCCUUGUACAUGGUACGCCGCCGUGCGGAGGCCAUGGCCGAGGCUACUCAGAAGGCUAAGGAGAAGUACGGAGGCGAAUACGGUAUGGUCGCCGUCGUGACGGAGCCGGAGUAUCUCAAAUCCCUCAUCGAGGCGAUAGACGACUUCGUAGGAUACCGUAGUGCGGGGGCGAGGAGCGAGAGCGCCGAGUCCAUGAAGCCGAUUGACCAAGUGCUCAUAGCCAACGUGAACAGCAAGAACCAGAUCGUGCUGAGUGGCAGCAUCCAGAGGAUCAAGGAGCUGGUGGCGCACAUCCAGCAGUUCCUCGGCCACGAUCCUAGAGCGGUCCGAUUGAAUAGUGACAGCCCGUUUCACAGCCCGAUCAUGCGGCCGGCGGUCGACGUGAUGCGGGAGUUGGUCUCGAGAAAGAGCAGAGUGAAGGGCCGCGAGAACGAGGACGUCAUCACCUUUCCCGGCCGAUUGCCAUGCGUAAGCAACGUGAGUGCCCGGCCGUUCGAAAGCGCCGCCGAGGUCAAGGACCUCCUGGCGCGGCAGUGCCUCGAGACGGUCAGGUGGUGGGAGAGCAUCAGAUACCUAGACCAGGAGGAGAAAGUGAGGCGGUGGAUCGGCGUCGGCCCCGGGAAGGUUGGCAGGAAUCUCGUAGGCAAGGAGGUGGGUAUGCGCGGGACCGACUCGGUCAAAGGCGGCGGGGUCUGGGCUAUCACGGACCCGGUCGACAUCGAGGACGUCUUGAAGGGCCUGGAGCAGACUGAGAACCUGCACGAGGAAGAGGAGGUGGAGGCAUAA
Durotheca rogersii is the source of this 2676-nucleotide messenger RNA. Its product is annotated as Mu homology domain-containing protein. Lineage: Eukaryota; Fungi; Ascomycota; Sordariomycetes; Xylariales; Xylariaceae. The transcript has 3 exons. Gene Ontology annotation, cellular component: clathrin adaptor complex; mitochondrion. Gene Ontology annotation, molecular function: [acyl-carrier-protein] S-malonyltransferase activity. The coding region runs from base 1 to 2676 and encodes 891 amino acids. The record is from RefSeq and is a predicted model, not a curated record. Gene Ontology annotation, biological process: intracellular protein transport; vesicle-mediated transport; fatty acid biosynthetic process.